Molecule: messenger RNA, 2349 nt
Organism: Lodderomyces beijingensis
Lineage: Eukaryota; Fungi; Ascomycota; Pichiomycetes; Serinales; Debaryomycetaceae
Source: the annotation of a GenBank genome assembly
AUGGAUAACUCGCAGUUUACAGCAUCAUUUUUCGAUAUCGUGUUCUACCCUGAAAAUAACACCGUUUACUUCAACGUCAACGCCAUGUCGUCGAUUGAUAACAGAACCAUUGGUAUCAAUGUCAAUCUCAUUGCUUAUGGAUUAAACGUCUUGCAAAGAAACCUUUCCUUGUGCGAUUUAAACUUCGAACAACCCGGUGCCAGUAACAACCCCUUGUGUCCCUUGACCUCGGGCCAUUUCAAUAUCGGUUCUUCACAUCGCUUGAAUGAAUCGGUCACUCAAGAUAUACCUGGUAUAGCUUACACGAUUCCCGAUUUGGACGCCAGAGUCAGAGUCGUGGCUUAUGACACGGAAACUUUCCAACAAUUGGCUUGUGUUGAAGCAACAUUGUCAAACGGCAAGACGGUGCAAACCAAGUAUGCGGCUUGGCCAAUCGCCGCCGUUUCAGGUGCCGGUGUCAUUGUCUCUGGUGUCAUUUCGGUUAUUGGCCAUUCCAGCACGGCAGCGCACAUUGCUUCCAACUCAAUGUCACUUUUCGUCUAUUUCCAAUCUUUGGCAAUCACGGCAAUGAUGGGUGUUGCAAGAGUGCCCCCGAUUGCUGCUGCAUGGGCGCAAAACUUUAUGUGGUCCUUGGGUUUGGUUCGUGUUGGAUUUGUGCAGAAUAUCGCCAACUGGUAUAUGCAAUCGACGGGAGGUACUCCCACAGAUAUCUUAGAAUCAAGCUAUCUUUCAAUCUCGGUGCAAAAGAAAUUGGUCAAGAGAGCCGCUAUUGAAGUUUAUGACCAAUUCGUUAGUGAGCAUCAACAAAGAUUCCAAAAGAGAGCAGAUAUCCAGAUAGUUUCCGACGAAUUCGGUAGCUCAGAUAGCUUGGACCCGGAGUUGUAUUCUACCGACGAGAAGGCCGACGAUUUAGCCGGCAAGAUCUUGGUCUUGAGAGGUAUUCAAAGAGUAGCGUACUUGUUGGGAAUCGAGAUCACCGAUCUUUUCAUGACGGGUAUCUGCUUUUUAUUUUUCUUUGCGUUUGUCAUCAUUGUGUGUCUCACGUUGUUCAAGGCCGUUAUUGAGAUCCUCAUCAGAUCCAAGAUGAUGAAUGAAGGUAAAUUUAACGAAUACAGACAGCAAUGGAAUGGUAUAAUAAAGGGAACAAUUUACCGUUUGUUGAUUAUUGCCUUACCGCAAAUAAGUUUGUUGUGUAUCUGGGAGUUGACCUCGAGAGACUCGGCAGGCACAAUCGUGGUGGCUGUGUUUUUAUUGGUCUUGGCCUGCGUCUUGUUGAUACAAGCAAGUAUCAGAGUGUUUAUGAAAGGUAGAAGAUCGGUGGCCCAAUUCAAGAACCCAGCAUAUCUUUUAUUUGGAGACGUGAAAUUUCUCAAUAGAUUUGGUUUCCUUUAUGUGCAAUAUCGAGCUGACUGCUACUGGUUUGUUUCGGUUUCAUUGUUGUACAUUUUCUUGAAAUCCUUGUUUGUCGCCGUGUUGCAAAAGAAUGGCAAACCGCAAUCAAUCGUUGUUUGGGCAAUUGAAUUGGUCUACUUGGUCUUAUUAUGCUGGAUUCGUCCAUUUAUGGACAAGAGAACAAAUGCGUUCAACAUCACCAUUGGAGUCAUCAAUUUCAUAAACGCAUUGUUCUUUAUGUUCUUUUCCAUGGUCUUUGGCCAACCCAACGUUGUGUCAUCUGUCAUGGCAAUCGUCUACUUUAUCUUGAAUGCCGUGUUUGCCUUGUUUUUGUUGUUAUUCACCAUCAUUACCUGUGCCUUGGCCUUGACCUACAAGAAUCCAGAUACAAGAUACCAACCCAUGAAAGAUGACAGGGUGUCAUUCUUGCCUAGAACAGUAAAUAACAAGACCGGUGGUCCCGGUGGGCUAAGCCACGAUGAUGAUAUGGAGUUGUUGGCUUUGGGAGAAACAGCAAUGAAAGGACACGAACAUGGUGGCAACAACAAAAAGGACAGCACAAUGUUUGAUGACGACAACGAUGAUUUGUAUGAAGAAGAUGGUGUAUACCAAAAGACCAGGAAUUUGAGUGGCCAAGUAUUGAUGUCCACAUCGGGGUCAGCUUCCAGUCACGAUUCGAGCUCAAAGAGGGAUUUGUUGAAUCAACUCAGCUCGACGACAAUGGUGGGCAAUCCCUACAAUGCACUUCCUGGAGGAGCAGGAGGAGCAAGCAGCAGCUCGACAGGUGGGUUCAGCUAUGGUCAAACAGAUGCCUAUCAAGGAAGCCUCAGCAGUCCUCAAAAUCCAUACGUUCAGCACAACACGUACCAGCAAGUACCGCAGCAGCAGCAGCAGCAGCAGCAACAGCAACAACAGCAACAACAGAGAUAUCAACAAGGUAAAGUGAACUUCAGAUAA